CACCAGGAGGAAGGGAGUGUAGUGACCCUGUCCUCUGCUCAAGUUGGUGUUGUGCACCCCACAUUCAGACUUAUUUAACAACAUGGAGCGAUAAGUCAUCAUUUGUGGAUAAAACCCGCUUAAGGGACGCUGCCCGGCCACACAGCCAUGUCGGUAACCCGCUGUGUGUACCUGCUGUCCCGGCUCCACCGGCGCCUCAGCCCCCUGGCUCCCCGCAGUGCUGCCGCCUCGCCUGGCUGUCAGCUUUCAGGACCUGCUUUGUUGUUAAAACGUCAAGCUGCUUCACCGGAGUCGUGCAGGAGUGUUUCGUCCAACAGUUCCUCUCCAAAACCCCCCGACACCUCUCUGUUUGUCCCCCUGCCUGUGAAGAGUGAUGCCGCUGUGGACGGGGCCGUCGGAGCGGAGCUGUCCCAGCCUCUGGACAAGAGCGAGCUCCUCAAAGUUCUCAACCGCUUUUACAAAAGGAAGGAGAUGCAAAAGCUGGCAGCAGACCACGGCCUGGAUGCUCGUCUGUUCCACCAGGCCUUCAUCAGCUUCAGGAAGCACGUACUGGAGAUGACAUCACUCAGCGCUGACCUGCACAUCAUCCUCAGUGACAUCUGCUGUGGAGCAGGUCACAUUGAUGACAUCUACCCAUACUUUAUGCGUCAUGCCAAGCAAAUCUUCCCCAUGCUCGACUGCAUGGACGACCUGAGGAAGAUCUCAGACCUCAGGGUGCCUGCAAACUGGUACCCCGAGGCUCGUGCCAUCCAGAGGAAGGUGAUUUUUCAUGCUGGCCCCACUAACAGCGGUAAAACUUACCAUGCCAUCCAGCGCUAUCUGGCUGCCAAGUCUGGGGUCUACUGUGGGCCGCUGAAACUCCUGGCCCACGAAAUUUUUGAGAAGAGCAACAAUGCGAAUGUGCCAUGUGACUUGGUAACAGGAGAGGAGAGGACGUUCGUGGACCCAGACGGCCGAGCAGCCGGUCAUGUGUCCUGUACCAUUGAAAUGUGUAGUGUCACAACACCUUAUGAGGUGGCUGUUAUUGAUGAGAUUCAGAUGAUCAGAGACCCUGCCAGAGGCUGGGCCUGGACCAGAGCAUUGCUAGGCCUGUGUGCAGAGGAGAUCCAUGUCUGUGGGGAACCAGCCGCCAUAAACUUCAUCAGAGAACUGAUGUACUCCACAGGAGAGGAGGUGGAGGUCAACACCUACCAGCGCUUGACUCCGUUCUCAAUCUUGGACCAUGCCGUGGAGUCAAUCGACAACCUGAGACCAGGAGACUGCAUCGUCUGUUUCAGCAAAAACGACAUCUACUCCAUUAGCCGACAGAUUGAAGCUAAAGGAGUAGAAUGUGCUGUAAUUUAUGGCAGCUUACCACCAGGUACGAAGUUGUCUCAGGCUAAGAAGUUUAAUGACCCUGAUGACCCCUGUAAGAUCCUUGUUGCCACAGAUGCAAUUGGCAUGGGCCUUAACCUGAGUAUAAAACGGAUUAUCUUCAACAGUCUGGUGAAGCCCAGUGUCAACGAGAAGGGGGAGAAACAGAUGGACACCAUCACCACAUCACAGGCUCUGCAGAUAGCAGGCCGAGCAGGAAGGUUCUCUUCCAAAUUUAAAGAAGGAGAGGUGACCACCAUGCACAGAGAUGAUCUGCCUGUCCUAAAGGACAUUCUCAGCCACACAGUGGAACCCAUAGAGACUGCAGGUCUCCAUCCUACUGCAGAACAGAUAGAGAUGUUUGCUUAUCAUCUACCUGAAGCAACUCUGUCCAACCUUGUAGACAUAUUUGUCAGUCUCUCCCAGGUGGAUGGUCUGUAUUUUGUCUGCAACAUCGAUGACUUUAAGUUUCUGGCUGAUAUGAUUCAGCAUAUCCCACUCAACCUGCGGUCACGCUAUGUUUUCUGUACUGCUCCCAUCAACAAGAAACAGCCUUUUGUAUGCACCUCUUUCCUAAAGUUUGCCCGUCAGUUCAGUCGAGAUGAGCCACUGACGUUUGACUGGGUCUGUCGCCACAUCAACUGGCCCCUGGCUCCGCCCAAAAACAUUAAAGACCUCGUCCACUUGGAAGCUGUUCAUGAUGUGUUGGACCUGUACCUCUGGUUAAGCUACCGUUUCAUGGACAUGUUCCCAGACACCUCUUUGGUUCGGGAGAUCCAACGGGAGCUCGAUGACAUCAUUCAAGAGGGUGUCCGAAAUAUCACUCGUCUCAUCAGAGCCACCGACACGGCAACCUCUGACUCACUGCAGAUGAAAAGCAACAACCACAGCCCAACAGCAUCUAGUGGCAUCAGCAGCAGAGGUCCAAGGGGACAAAGAGGAGGGCCAAAGGAGAUGAUGGACAGUUCUCUAGCCAAUCGCCUGGUGCGGGACGGGCUGCUGACCCCUGAUUUGCUUCGGCAGUUGCAAAGGGAGUGGUCCAAAGAGCAGACUAAUCACCCCACUAAUCAUAGCGCACUAGCUACAGGAGGUCACAAUAACCACAAAGGGAAGAGGAAAAAUAAGAAGAAAUGAAGAGGAAAACAGUCAUAAUGGAUGUUGCACAUGCUCAGUGCUGUUCCCAUGGAGGAGAUUAAUUGGACUUCAUAGCUAUAAAAACCUUUCCCCAUUUUCCCAAUCGGUAACAUUGGUUUCCUGAAAAAACAAAUGUGUUAAAUGGUCCAAUGGGCAUUUCCCAGCACAUAGAGGACCCUAGCAAAGUUUCAGCUCAAGCUAAAAAAGAAACACACCAAAAUGGGGAUUUUAGCACAAGAGCAGUGAUUGGUUAUGUCCGUGUGAUCUGGCCUAGAUUGAGAUCACUGUCGGUGUAUGUGACAACCUACUAGCCACUGUAGCUGGUGGUAGACAAUCAUACUGGAUAAGGUAGCUUCUCCUACUUUCAUACAAACUGCUUGCUACAUUCAGUCAGUGAGGGCUUCUCUUAUAGCCCUGGUGAUGUAGCAGGUACCUGAUAGGAGAUUGACAGGGCGUAUAAAGCACUCCUGACUAAAAUCAACUUGAAACCAUAAAAAAGUGGCUGCUGUCAGUGCUGAACUCGCCAGCAAAAGGCGCUGUGCAAGUUCCUCUUAUGUUACAGGAACAGAUCCAUUGUCAUCGGUUAUUUUGGGAGGCAGCAUGUCCUGACUGAGCUCCCACUACCCCAUUGUUACACUUUCAUGUGGUGCAUAUUAUGGACAUGCAGCAGUAUCUACUAUGUACUACUAAUGUUUGAAUGGAGAGUUGCAGGGUGGUCCAUGACAAAAAAUUGUCAUGUACCAUCUGUAUAUACUGUGGAGGGCGCGGUUUCAUUUUCUUACAGUUCGCUUACUCUGGGAAGUGGACUUUAAUGUAAAAACUUCACAAUAGUGUGAGAAAGGCUUGUAUGCUCACCUCGUUUAGAUGAGCACUCACUUCAAAUGAUGAUCAAAUGAUCAUACUAAUUUCCAAUGAAUUGUGUUUUGUAUUUACACUGUUAAUGCAUUGAAUUGAGCCCAGCCCUAGUGAUGUCUAUAGGUUAUAUGACAUAUCUUUGCCAGUUGCUGGUUGUACAUUUAAAAUAAUGAUGACAUGAAGAGUGAAUAAAAAAGUAUGUUUU
Molecule: messenger RNA, 3547 nt
Organism: Myripristis murdjan (pinecone soldierfish)
Lineage: Eukaryota; Metazoa; Chordata; Actinopteri; Holocentriformes; Holocentridae
Gene: supv3l1
Product: SUV3-like helicase
Exons: 16
Coding region: 148-2487 (779 amino acids)
Biological process (GO): mitochondrial RNA 3'-end processing
Cellular component (GO): mitochondrial degradosome
Molecular function (GO): hydrolase activity, acting on acid anhydrides; ATP binding; RNA helicase activity
Source: RefSeq, a predicted model, not a curated record